Molecule: messenger RNA, 1635 nt
Organism: Eucalyptus grandis
Lineage: Eukaryota; Viridiplantae; Streptophyta; Magnoliopsida; Myrtales; Myrtaceae
Product: WPP domain-associated protein-like
Exons: 5
Coding region: 8-1180 (390 amino acids)
Source: RefSeq, a predicted model, not a curated record
AUUUGAAAUGAUUGGAAAUCUCUCAUGUAAACGGGAGGAUGCACAAAUUGAAGCUUCCAUUUCUGAAGUGGUAUACAUAUGUGUCAUCAAGGAGAUGAUGGCAUACAUUCACCAUAUUUCUGGCAAUUUGUAUGCUCAGAAAAAUAUCAGGGAAGAUGUUCAUGAAAUUGCUCAUGUUGCUGAAUGUUCAUGCCAAUCUGAAUUUGAGAAUUUGAAUAUGGAGUCUGCUAUAUUGCAAGGGUUGGAUGGAAUGAUAUUUGCAGAAGUUUUGAAGGAUGUCAAGGAGAAAUUGUGUCACUCGAAUGAUUUGUGUAUUAACGAAAUGAAGCUCCGAGUAUCACUUGAAUGGGAAGCAAUGGAAAGAGAAAGAUCACUGGAAUCGAAAAUUUCAGAGAAUGAAAAGCUAAAGCAGGAGACAACGCAGUUGGCGUUGUUGGUGGAAGAAAAGGAGAAAUUAGCUCAGGAAACAGCUAGUAAAUUGUCUAUACAGAUGAAACAAUGCGAAAUAAUUUCUCAAGAGCUUGACCUCUUGAAAGCGGAAUCAAGUAGACAGCAAAUCCUAAUUGCAGAGAUGGAUAAAGAGUCAGAACUCAUGAAAGGUAACCUUGCUCAAGGACUUGAGCAAAUUAAAGCAUAUGAAAGGGAGUUGACCAAUCUAAAUGAGAAGUUAAGUUUAGCAGUCGAAGAGUUGAGUAAAGCUAAUGAAGAGAGAGGGUUGUUUCUGGUGACUAAUCAAGAGAAGGAGAAUGCUGUAGUGUUGCUUAGAGUUAAAGAAAGAGAGAACUUGAAACAGCUUGAGUUAAUGACUGGAACUGUCCAUGAAUUGCUGAAGAAAGUAGCUGGCUUGGAACAGAGUAUAUCAGAAGAUAUUCAGAGGAAAAACAUGAGGUUGGGUACCUUGGGGUCCCAACUGAGUUCCCUUGGGCAGAAGGCUAUUGCACUUAGAAGAAUGGGAUCUAUCUAUGAGCAGAGACUUGAAAGAAAAUGUUCAGACCUCCACAAAGCUGAAGCUGAGGUCGAUCUCCUAGGAGACCAGGUGGAUACACUUUUGAAUCUCCUGGAGAAAGUUUAUAUUGGUUUGGAUCACUACUCUCCAAUCUUGCAACAUUAUCCUGGAAUUAUGGAGGUCCUGAAGCUUGUAAGAAGAGAGUUGACGGGGGAAUCUUUAAAAUUAAUUUGACGGAUUGUCUGAUAAAUUGAUGCUUCAAACACGAGCGCAGACUGAUAAAACACUACUGAUCCCAUGCUCGUCUUCUUCUACAGCAUCCGCGUCUUUUGUCACUGUGGCAGUUCUGCAGCACCUCCAGCCAACUACUCGUCGUGCUGCUGUGGACAUGGUUCUUUUCUGUGGAUAGUAUGCCUUCUUUAGACGAUUAUAGGAAAAUUAUGAUGUCACAGGACAAAUGGCUUCUGAAGGAAUAAGGCGAAAUGUAGAUGUCUCGCAUAGACCCAUGUAAAAUUAAGGAAGAAACUAGGAAGAUGCUAGCCGAUUUUGAUGUACAAAGGUGAUGCAUUUUUAUUUUUUUGGGACGUUGGGUAGCGUUCUUUGUCCACGGAGCCAAAUCUCUAGUUCCUUCUUAUUUUUUCCUCUUGUUUUUACCUCUUGCUUAUGCAAAGUCUUCACCCUUUCUUUUC